AUGACCGGCAUUCGGAGCUCAUUGGCCCCUGCCACUAUUCGGGCAUAUGAUAGAGCCGUGCACCACUUUGAGAGUUUUUUGUCCAUUAUGGGUCGGGAUGGUCUGUGGCCUGUCACAGAAACUUUGGCUUUACGUUACUUAGCCCAUUUAAAAGACAUUGGUUACGCCGCUAGGACUAUCGGAGUUCACAUGGCGGCUAUCUCUUUUUUCUCAAAAGCACACGGUUUCAAUGAUCCUUGUGCAUCCUUUCGAGCCAGAAAGGCUGUCAAGGGCUGGCAACGCGAGGCACCGUCCAUCAGGGACGUCAGGAGGCCAGUCACUUUGGAUAUGCUACAAAGGAUUGUACGGCUACUGCCAUCCUUGUGCAAUUCUCGAUAUGAGGCCACCUUAUUUGAGGCAGCAUUUUCUUUAGCCUUCUUUGGGGCGUUCCGACUUAGCGAACUCGUGGCUCAAUCCCGGCAUGAUUUGACCAGCAGGGCUUUACUUUUGGGGGACAUAUGCCUUCACAACUCAACACUGACGAUCGUCGUUCGUCGGUCCAAAACUGACCAGGUUGGAAAAGGGAUGAGUGUCCGGCUGCAUAAGGCCACCACUGUCCGGCCUUGCCCCAUCAGAGCUUUAAAAAGGUUUCUAGCUAUACGGCCGCACAUAAAGGGAUGCCUAUUGAUACAUGCUGAUUACACACCGCUGACUCGCUAUCAAUUUAUCAGUGUUUUUAAGGCUUCGGUUGGCUCCAUGGGUUUCCCCACGUCUGAUUUUAGUGGCCAUUCCUUUCGUAUAGGAGCAGCCACACAGGCGGCUGGAGAGGGCAUGGCUGUCAGCCAGAUACAAGCCAUCGGCUGA
Messenger RNA from Euleptes europaea (tarantolino), 843 nucleotides. Its product is annotated as integrase/recombinase xerD homolog. Bases 1 to 843 code for a protein of 280 amino acids. Lineage: Eukaryota; Metazoa; Chordata; Lepidosauria; Squamata; Sphaerodactylidae. Gene Ontology annotation, molecular function: DNA binding. The transcript has a single exon. Gene Ontology annotation, biological process: DNA integration; DNA recombination. The record is from RefSeq and is a predicted model, not a curated record.